This is a messenger RNA of Peromyscus eremicus (cactus mouse), 3951 nucleotides long. Its product is annotated as zinc finger X-linked protein ZXDB. Lineage: Eukaryota; Metazoa; Chordata; Mammalia; Rodentia; Cricetidae. Gene Ontology annotation, biological process: regulation of transcription by RNA polymerase II. Gene Ontology annotation, cellular component: nucleus. Gene Ontology annotation, molecular function: transcription coregulator activity. The coding region runs from base 274 to 2916 and encodes 880 amino acids. The record is from RefSeq and is a predicted model, not a curated record. The transcript has a single exon.
AAGCCCUUGAUUACUUUGUAACAAAAGUGUGCAAGUUAUUUCUCCGCCUCAGACUCUGCCUCUGGGCUGUCUCUCCCGUUCCAGAGCCCCGGUACCAGAAUAUUUAAAUCACUGUGGCGUUAAAUACGUUUUAAUAUCUGAUAGGGCCAGUUUCUGCGCAUUGCACUUUUUUUUUUUCCUUUCAGGAACGUGUUCGGGCCCGCGGCAGGGGGCGGGGUCGCGCCUCCGCCUCGGCUCUGGUUCCAGCCGAGCCUCACUGACGCCGCCGCCGAGAUGGAAAUCCCGAGGCUGCUCCCCGCUCGCGGGACACCACAGGGCGGCGGCGGCGGCGGCUGCUGCCCCGCGGGUGGCGGCGGGGUCCACCGAGCCCCGGACUCUCUGGCUUGUCAGGCCCCCACGCGCCGCCUCCUACUGCUCCGGGGGGCCCAAGAUGGCGGGCCGGGGCCGCGGAGCGCAGAGGCCCAGAGGGCCUCACGGGGCCUGGGCCCGAGCCCCAGCACGAACCGGUUGGCGCCCAGGCCGGAUCACCCGAGCCGCGGCGGCGGCGGCAGCGGCGGCGGCGGCGGCGGCGGAGGAGGAGGAGGCGGAGGCGGCGGCGGCGGCGGAGGAGGAGGAGGAGGAGGAGGAGGAGGCGGCAGCGGUGGCAGCGGCGGCGGCAGCAGCGGCGGCGGCGGCGGCGACGACUUCUUCCUGUUGCUGCUUGACCCGGUGGGUGGCGAUGUAGAAACAGUGGGCUCGGAGCAGGCCGGAGGAGGAGGAGGAGGAGGAGGAGGAGGAGGAGGAGGAGGAGGAGGAGGAGGAGGAGGGCGGCCGGUGUGGAGGGAGGAGGCCGAGGCAGGCCCGGGGCCCGAGCGGCGGCCCGAGAGCCGCGCGAACCCCGCGGGGCGGCCCGAGCCGGGCCCCCGCUGCCUGUCGGCCGUCCCGGCUGCGUCGCCGCUGCCCGCGGCGGGCCCGGGCCCGGGCCCCGCGGCGGCCUUCGCGGGCACCAUCACUAUCCACAACCAGGACUUGCUGCUGCGCUUCGAGAACGGCGUCCUCACCCUGACCACGCCCCCGCUGCCGGCCUGGGAGCCGGGGGUCGCGCCUUUCCCGCAGCUGCCGCCGCCGCCGCCGCCGGGGGGACUGAUCGCCCCGCAGGCCGGGUUUCCGCCCGCCGCCGCGGCGCAGCUGGGCGACUGCCCCGAGCUGCCACCGGACCUCCUGCUGGCGGAGCCGGCGGAACCCGCGCCCGCCCCGGCGCCUCCGGAGGAGGAGGCCGAGGCCCCGGCCGCCGCCCAGAGCCCCCGCGGGCCUCUCGUCCCGGGCCCGGGCGUGGUGCUGUACCUGUGCCCCGAGGCGCAGUGCGGACAGACCUUCGCCAAGAAGCACCAGCUGAAGGUGCACCUGCUGACACACAGCAGCAGCCAGGGCCAGCGGCCCUUCAAGUGCCCCCUGAGCGGCUGCGGCUGGACCUUCACCACGUCUUACAAGCUCAAGAGACACCUGCAGUCGCACGACAAGCUGCGGCCAUUCGGCUGCCCGGUGGAGGGCUGUGGCAAGAGCUUCACCACCGUGUACAACCUGAAAGCGCACAUGAAGGGGCACGAGCAGGAGAACUCCUUCAAGUGCGAGGUGUGCGAGGAGAGCUUCCCCACGCAGGCCAAGCUCAGCACCCACCAGCGCAGCCACUUCGAGCCCGAGAGGCCUUACCAGUGUGCGUUCUCUGGCUGCAAGAAGACGUUCAUUACUGUGAGUGCCCUGUUUUCUCAUAACCGCGCCCAUUUCAGGGAACAGGAACUCUUUGCCUGCUCCUUCCCUGGCUGCAGCAAGCAGUAUGACAAGGCUUGCAGGCUCAAGAUUCACCUGCGCAGCCACACGGGAGAGAGACCUUUCCUUUGUGACUUUGACGGCUGCGGCUGGAACUUCACCAGCAUGUCCAAGCUCUUAAGACACAAGAGGAAGCACGAGGACGACCGCAGAUUCACCUGUCCCGUGGAGGGCUGUGGCAAGUCCUUCACCAGGGCCGAACACCUGAAAGGCCACAGCAUCACCCACCUGGGCACGAAGCCUUUCGUGUGCCCCGUGGAAGGCUGCUGUGCCAGGUUCUCCGCCCGGAGCAGUCUCUACAUCCACUCCAAGAAGCACCUGCAGGACGUGGGCGCUUGGAAAAACCGUUGCCCGGUCUCCACCUGUAACAAACUCUUCACGUCCAAGCACAGCAUGAAGACCCACAUGGCCAAGAGGCACAACCUCAGCCAGGACCUCUUGGCCCAGCUAGAAGCCGCCAACUCCCUGACGCCCAGCAGCGAGCUCACCAGCCAGGGGCAGAACGAUCUCAGUGGUGCAGAGCUGGUGUCUCUCUUCUCCGAUGUGCCUGGCCACAGUUCUGCUGCGGUGCUGGACACGGCCUUGGUCAAUUCUGGGAUCUUGACUAUUGACGUGGCCUCUGUGAACUCGACUCUCGCGGGAGGUCUCCCUGCCGAUAAUAAUAACCAUUCCUUAGGGCAAGCGGUGGACCCCCGGGCCCUGAGGGCCCCCAGUGACCUUCCCCAGAGUCUGGAUACCUCUCUCUUCUUCGGAACCUCGGUGACUGGUUAUCAGCAGAGCCCCUUAGACAUGGACGAUGUCUCCGGCGGAAACGUGGGGCUCUUUGGCUCCUUGGCUCUGAAAAACUCAAGCCUGGAGCCCCAGGUUUUGACGCCCAGCAAUAAGUUAACCGUGGACACGGAAGCUCUGACCCCCUCCAGCACCCUCUGUGAAAACAGUGUCUCCGAACUACUGACCCCUGCCAAAGCCGAUUGGAACGUGCAUCCCGAGUCUGACUUCUUUGGGCACGAGGAAGAAACCCAGUUUGGAUUCUCCAAUCCAACAGGAAGCCAUGGUUCUCAGAAAGAAACAGAUCUGAUCACGGUGACUGGCUCCCCCUUCUUGGUAUGAACCCAUUCUGCCUGUGCCCUGCCGUGUGGCUCACUUUUGUGACGCUCCAAUCUGAGGAUGUUCGGGAUGGAGUGCUUACGUGCAGUCGUUUCUUGCUGCCUUGCGAAGGGACGCGUCUGUGGACUUCAAAUUUAGAGAUUUAAAUUCUCAUCCCGAGUCUGGAACUGAUGAGUUCUGUGACCGUGAGCAAGUCUCUUAACCUAGCUGAGCCUUAAUUCAAUAUUUAUAAAAGUAGGCGUUUUGUCUAGAUUGUUUCUAUUUCCUUUUCAACUGUAUUUCCAUUAUUUGUACUCCUUUGGCAUAAUUUUUUUAGAGUAUUUUAUAGUGGUUACAUUUGAUUCUAAUGUAAUGAAAAGGGAUUUGAUCCCUUUGAACAUUAAAUGAUCGGUGAUAGAUGAACUGGUGUUUUUAACUUUUAAUAUGAAUCUUACCUCAUUUCUAUAAUAUCCGUAAUAUUAGUAGAGUGCAAAAAUGUGGAAUAUUAUUUGGGUGUUUGGUCUUUUGUCAGUCUUCUUGUGUUGUAUUUCUAUAGGAGGUUUUAAUUUUUGUUUUGGAAAAUGUCAGGGUUUUGAUAUAUUUACAAGCAUAUUCUAAAAUAUUGCCUCAUUACCAUUGAACAAGUGGCCUUAUAUUAGUCAUUUAGUCUUGCUGAGCCUUACUUUCCUAGCUUUACAGUGGUCAUAGAAAUGCACAUUAUUCUCAUGCAUUUUGAAUUUUUUUAUGCUUGUGAUUGUUACUGAAGGGAAAAUACAUGUUUUGGCUUUUGUGAAUCUUUAGUUUUCUUGCCUCCGUGUUUCCCCUCUUAAAGUCUUAGACAACAGAAGUUAGCAAAUGUUUAUGUCAUAGUUUUGCAGCCAGUAAAAGUUUACGAGCAUUAAGUAUACAUGGGAUUUUGUUCCUUCCACAGAUUGUGGAGGACUUUCUCUACAGAGUUCUUAUUUACACAGUUCUGUUUGUCCAGUUUACUAGUGUCUGCUCUGAAUCAAAGCCAGUUCUUGGCCUAAUUCUACUAAUUCAAUAAAAUUGGGGAAUGGA